GACCAAUAUGUAAAUUGGAAAAUUCCCAACAGUUGACACAUGUGUUUUUUAGGUUAAUUUUUCGAAUUAAAUCACUCAAAAAAUUAAAAAUGAGUACUGGCCCUAAUUUUGAAAGUAUCGAAGGGUUUUGUCCCGACUGUGGUUCCAUUUUGCCACCUUUAAAACAAACAGGAGGUGUGAAAUGUUAUGCCUGUGAACGCAAUUUUCCAUCAGAUGUUUUUCGAGGAACUAAAGCUUCAUAUGUGAUACACUUCAAUUCGCGAGACUACAAAACUCAUUCAAUGAACAAGCAGAACAAUAAAAAGGAUGAAGAAGAAGAUGAUGGUCCUGUUGUUGAUAGAAAAUGUGCCAAAUGUGGUCAUGAUAAAAUGACUUAUGCGACAGUUCAAUUGAGAUCAGCAGAUGAGGGCCAAACUGUGUUUUAUACUUGCACAAAAUGUAAAUUCAAAGAGAGUGAAAAUUCGUAAUUGGUCAAUAAAUACGCAUUUUUGUUAAUAA
Tribolium castaneum (red flour beetle) is the source of this 498-nucleotide messenger RNA. It is a transcript of the gene RpI12, whose product is annotated as RNA polymerase I subunit H. Gene Ontology annotation, molecular function: nucleic acid binding; zinc ion binding. Gene Ontology annotation, biological process: DNA-templated transcription; termination of RNA polymerase I transcription. The transcript has 2 exons. Gene Ontology annotation, cellular component: RNA polymerase I complex. Lineage: Eukaryota; Metazoa; Arthropoda; Insecta; Coleoptera; Tenebrionidae. Bases 90 to 467 code for a protein of 125 amino acids. The record is from RefSeq and is a predicted model, not a curated record.